UAUCCGCUUGGAGGUAUCUUAAAAGACUUUUUCUUUGAUUUUCGUCUGUUAUUUCUAAGCUUUACUUCGUCUCCAUUUCUCAAGAACUAAACAAACGAAAAGAGAGCGAUUUUUCCGAGGAAGGUGAAGGUGCAAAGCAAUGGCCGAUCAGCUCACGGACGACCAGAUCUCCGAGUUCAAGGAAGCUUUCAGCCUCUUCGACAAAGAUGGCGACGGUUGUAUCACUACAAAGGAGCUUGGGACUGUGAUGAGGUCACUGGGCCAGAACCCUACUGAGGCAGAGCUCCAGGACAUGAUUAACGAGGUUGAUGCUGAUGGUAAUGGGACCAUUGACUUUCCUGAAUUCCUAAAUCUCAUGGCCAGAAAGAUGAAAGAUACCGACUCUGAGGAGGAGCUGAAAGAGGCAUUCCGAGUUUUUGACAAAGAUCAGAAUGGGUUCAUUUCUGCUGCGGAGCUGCGCCACGUGAUGACCAAUCUUGGUGAGAAGCUAACUGAUGAAGAGGUGGAUGAGAUGAUUCGUGAAGCUGAUGUUGAUGGCGAUGGCCAGAUAAAUUAUGAGGAGUUUGUCAAGGUGAUGAUGGCCAAGUGAUGACCCCACCCCUACCAAAAAAAUUAUAAGAUGAACAUUAUCUUUAGAGAGAAAAAAAAAAAAAAAAAAAGGAAAAGACAAGUAAAAAGAAAAAAAGGAAAAGGGGGGUUGACUAAUAUAAAGGGGUUCCUAGUUUCCUUUCUUUCAAUUGUCAUGUGGUGGUUUUUGUACUCAAGCCUUUAGCAGAAGUAGUUGCCUGUUCUGGUGGGUGGGUUGGUGGCAGUGGUGUUAUAGUCUUUUCCUUUGGAUGUGUAAUUGAGACUAAAGUUGUCAUGGCGGUUUUAUUUUAUUUUUAUUUCUUCUUUUUCUUUUUCUUUUUCUCUCUUUUUUCCAUUAAGUGGUCUCAUUGUGGCUGUAGACUGCCAUGAGAGGAUUCAUUGUUCAUUGUUCGAUGGAUAGCUUAUAUUAUUUUUAAUGUCGUGUUUUUCCUUUAACACUUUCUAUGCAUAAGUAUUAAUUUUUGGAGCA
Molecule: messenger RNA, 1057 nt
Organism: Ziziphus jujuba (common jujube)
Lineage: Eukaryota; Viridiplantae; Streptophyta; Magnoliopsida; Rosales; Rhamnaceae
Product: calmodulin-7
Exons: 2
Coding region: 140-589 (149 amino acids)
Molecular function (GO): enzyme regulator activity; calcium ion binding
Source: RefSeq, a predicted model, not a curated record